Molecule: messenger RNA, 1218 nt
Organism: Arabis nemorensis
Lineage: Eukaryota; Viridiplantae; Streptophyta; Magnoliopsida; Brassicales; Brassicaceae
Source: the annotation of a GenBank genome assembly
AUGGCGAAUAUUCCGAUGGAUAUCAUCACCGAUUUAUUCCUCCGUCUACCAGCAACAACUCUCGUUCGAUUUCGCGUACUCUCAAAGCCUUACUUCUCUUUAAUCGACAGUCCCGAUUUCAUCGCAUCUCAUCUCAAUCACACACUCCAAACCGGAGAUCACAUCAGGAUCUUACUCCGAGGUCCUCGUCUUCUCUGUACAGUAGAUCUCGAUUCACCGGAUAAAGUCUCCGACGUCGAGCAUCCACUAAAAGCUGGUGGUCUAACCGAAGUUUUCGGCUCUUGCAACGGUUUAAUCGGAUUAUCGAAUUCUCCGACCGAUAUAGCGAUAUUCAAUCCGUCCACACGGCAAAUCCAUCGCUUACCGGCGGAGAUUGUUGAUUUCCNUGAAGGCUCGACGACUCGUGGUUAUGUGUUUUAUGGAUUAGGAUAUGAUUCUGUGAAUAAAGAUUACAAAGUUGUGAGAAUGGUUCAGUGUAAAGGAGGUAAAGCUGAUGAAUUGCUUUUUGGUUUCCCUUAUGAGAUCAAAGUUUUCAGCUUGAAGAAGAAUUCAUGGAAGAGAAUCAAACGUGUUAUUCCCGCGAUUCAAUUACUGUUCUACUUCUAUUACCAUUUGUUGUAUCGUCGUGGAUACGGUGUUUUAGCUUGCAAUAGUCUUCAUUGGGUUUUACCUCGAAGGCCUGGACUUAUCGCCUUUAACACGAUAAUAAGAUUUGAUCUUGCGACUGAAGAGUUUGGAAUCAUCGAUUUCCCGGAUAAUCUUGCUCAUGAGAAUAUCGAUAUAGGUGUGUUAGAUGGUUGCCUUUGUUUGAUGUGUAACCAUGAGUUUAGCUAUGUUGAUGUUUGGAUUAUGAGGGCAUAUAACGUUGAAGAUUCUUGGAGUAAGUUGUAUAGGGUACCGAAACCAAAGAGCGUAGAAUCGUUUGAUUUUAUGAGGCCUUUGCUUUAUUCCAAGGAGAGGGACAAGAUUUUGCUGGAGAUAAACAAUGCGAAGCUCGUGUGGUUUGAUUUGGAGAGUAAGAGGUUUAGAAAGAUUAGGAUAAAGGACUGUGAUAGCUCGUAUAGUGCAGAACUCCUUGUGAGUAGCCUUGUUUUGGGAUGUAAAGGAGAUCCUACUGAAGCAGAGCGCCGAAAAGAACGCAGAGCUCGAGAAGAUAAAAUGUUGGAACAGAGUAGUAAGAGGUGGUUAAUGUUAAUCUUUACUCUUUCGAUUUCCUGA